Molecule: messenger RNA, 2198 nt
Organism: Pectinophora gossypiella (pink bollworm)
Lineage: Eukaryota; Metazoa; Arthropoda; Insecta; Lepidoptera; Gelechiidae
Exons: 7
Coding region: 217-1785 (522 amino acids)
Source: RefSeq, a predicted model, not a curated record
AUGUCAGUUUCCGGUGACCAUGACCCCACCUGCGAUCAAAGCCUGCGAUGAUAACAAAAACGAAUUCUAUUUCUGACUCAUUUGUUAUUUUGAAUAGCAUUUCACCAAAGAGAAUGAAUCACUACGUGUUAGAAACCAGUGUUGAUAACCACCGCCUGAGCUUCAAAGAAGAUAUAGUACAUAAUCCCUACUAAGUAUUUAUUCAAUCACUUUGAAAUGGAAGAACAGAAAGUUGACACCAAAUUAGCACAGGACUUUUUGAAAAAGAAUGCAUCUGUGAUAAAAAUUGUGAAAUCUGGAGAUAAUGAUAAAAUAUCUGCUCAAAUGAAAACAUAUUUCAAUCUGGAAAUUAAAAAUUUACCAACAGAAGAAAAAUUAUUACUCUUUGCAAGUAAAAUAGAAGAAAAUGCAGAAUUAUUUGCUCAGUUGGAAGCAUUUUUACGAGAUGUACCCAAAGAAGAGGUCAUUAACACUGAUAAAAAUCUUAUAGUGCAGUGUUUUAAGUAUUGGAGUACCAAUAUACCUGUAAAUUGUUGUUAUUUGGGUAUCAUUCCAUCCAACAUAGAUAUGACCGUAUCCAGUCCAUUGGCCAAAUUAGGAGCAGUGGUCUGCGGGAUAAAGUAUUACAUGGAUGUAAAAGUACAUUGUUGUGACGUCACUACUCCAGUCUGCUACCUAUUUGUACGUUUGUGUUUGGAAGCUGGACUAGACCGAGUGCAUUUGUUCUACAAAAAGGAAAAAUAUAUGACAGAAAGUGGAGAAGACUUUAAAAAUGGUUGCAGCGCUGUUGUUACUGAACAUAGCGACAUGCACUCUGUCAUCAAGAGGCUUCUUCACUCUACCAGUGAGCGUCCAUGGAAGUUGCAUCACUUAUUCGUUCAGGAAGGAAACAUCGAAAAUGUGAAAAAAAUCCUUCUAGCUAACAAAUUGAAACGGUAUAAAAAUGAAAGGAAAUUAAAGAAGAUAGAAAUCCUCCAACUUGAAAACAAAUUAUUUGCGUUCGAUUUCGUCGCAGACGAGAAUAAGCCCGAAGGAUACCAAGUAAUUAUAGUUGAACCUUAUAGAACUAUAAAUGACCUACUCACUCUAAUAAAAAAAGAAAACCCAUUUUUCUUGUCGGUGUGGACUAAUGAUAUUUCAGAGGCUAGCGAAAUAGCAUACAAUGCUAUGCUUCCAAUAGUCUGGAUAAACGAUUAUGGCACAUUCGAUGGCGCGGAUAGAUCUUCUCAGGCGUUUUAUUCUGCCUAUUUUGAAUUGUGUUACUGCAUUGAUAAAGACUUGCUGACAAAUAAUGUAGUGAAGAGUCUCCAAAACUGGUCCACAAUGAACACAACAGAGCGAGUGAUCAAAAUGUUGAAGGUUGUUGAAGUUUUGAAAGCUGAGAAUAGUCCUGAUGUUGAGUCUGCAGCCCUAAUCGAAGACGCAAUUACAAAUUUGGAGUCGAAUAAAUUCGUCGACAUUGAGAAUGGCAAACUUUGGGUUAGCUUUGAAGACUUUCAAGGAUGCAUUGUAUUUCUGGAAAACGAUAGUAAUUUGAAAAAAGUAGUUACUUCCUUGAUGUAUGGUGUUGGAUGCAUAAGGAAACUCGAAGGUCUCGAAUCAACACCUAAUAAAAAAUCAAGAAUAAUCAAAUUAUUCCAAGAAGAAAAUAUUCCAUAUAUGGAAACAGAUAAGAUUUUUAAACAAAUUAUAUACGGUGUGAUUUAUUCAAAUUCAAAUGACAGCCCAGCUCAUCCUACCGGUCGAAUGAUUUAUACAAGUUUUGGUGCAAUAUUCGCUAAAUAAGAGCUUCGUAUUGGCUAUGUUAUACGAAACACCAUUUCAGAGCAUCCUGUGGCAAAAAUAUGUACUACAUUUGGACAGACGUAAUGGUAAAACAGCUUUAGUAUUUCCUACAAAUUAUUAUAUCGUCAACAUUAUGUUUUAAGUACUUAUUUAUUUAAAUUAUUCGAAAAAGUUACGUAAGUGGAGGUACUAACGUGCGCAUAGCCAAUACGUAAGCAGAAUUAAUUGGCUAAAACAAAAGUUUUAACAUUGUAUGUUAGUAUUCUACGUUCUGUGAUAUAUUGAGUGUUAGAUGGAGUGAAUUUCUAUUCUAUUCUAUUCUAAAUCGAGAAUUCUUAUUAAUGUGUUUUAUCUCGCACCGUGUUGUUGUUGUAAAAGUUAAUCUGUAUUAAAAUAUUAUUGCCACACAGUUA